Messenger RNA from Antechinus flavipes (yellow-footed antechinus), 1157 nucleotides. It is a transcript of the gene CCDC200, whose product is annotated as coiled-coil domain containing 200. NCBI's taxonomy places the organism in Eukaryota, Metazoa, Chordata, Mammalia, Dasyuromorphia, Dasyuridae. The transcript has 4 exons. The coding region runs from base 315 to 1136 and encodes 273 amino acids. The record is from RefSeq and is a predicted model, not a curated record.
AGGGUUUUUUCAUGGAGGAGGGGACAGUGUGGUGGAAAAAGUAGUGACUUCUCUUCUCUCUCCUAUCCCUUCCCCUCCUUUUCCUUUCCCUUCCUUUUCCCUACCCUCUUUUCCUUCCUCUCCCUUCCCUUUCCCUUCCCCUUCCCUUUCUUUUCCCUUCUUCCUUUCUUCUCUAUUCUCUAUCCAUCUCUCUCUCCUUCUCUCCUCGCUUCUUCCCCCCACUUCCUCUUCUCCCCUUCUCCCUUCUCCUUUCCCCUCAACAUUUCUCUUUUCCUUACCAUUCUCUCCUAUCUCCUUCUCCAAAUUCCAACACCAUGGCCAGCGCUUAUCAUUGGGAAGCCAGGCGCAGACAGAUGGCUUUGGACAGGAGGAGACACUACCAGCUUCAACAGGAAUUGAAGAACAAAAAGAUAGAAAAUGACCUGGAGGAACAAAGAUAUUGCAUGGGUCUUGAACCCUAUCAGCGGUACCGUUCUCCAAGCCCUGAUGCUGAUUACCUCUAUGGCAACCUGAGCCCAGAGACCUCUCACCGGAACACCAGCGCCUUCCUCACUGGAGAGAAUCCAGAUGACUUGAGAGGCUGCUUCAUGUUUCCUGAACGCCAUACUAUGGGCCACUGCAUGUGCCAGUGCCAGUGUCACUUCCAAGGUCAGGGCCAACAUCAGAGCAGAAACCACGAUCACGACGACGACCAGGAGGAGGACCAAGAUGAUGUGCAAGAAGUGGUCCACAGCAAGAGCCGAGACCGGAACCGGGACCCAUGUCAGAGCAAGAGCCAGGAGCGGGAGCGGGGCCUGGGCAAGGGCCAGCGCCAGAGCAAGAGCCAGGUCCGGGACCGGGAACAAAGUAAGAGCCAACGUCAGAGCAAAGAACAGAGAGAGACUGGACAUCACACUGGUCACCAUCAUCACAAAAUUCAUUCCGUGGGUCAUCAGCAAGCUGCCGCCGCCGCUGCCGCUGCUGCUGCUGCUGCAGCCCAUCAACCCCAAGAGUUCAAACACAGUGCCCCAGAUUCUACUCUUCGCCAUUCCAAACGUGGAAAAAGAUACACGGGGACCCUGCCAACCAACCCCGGGGCUCUCAAGAGAACCUUGGGACAGCAACAACUCAAUCUCCCCCAUUCUAGCUUUCAAUAAACCACUGGGCAUCAAAGAAGA